AUGGGCAGCAAGGUGGACAUGGUUCUACCCUUCGAAUCGUCCGGCAGUUCGAGCGCCAAUCUCCAGCUCCUCGACAUGUCCGCCAACUUUUGGGUUCCCACAAGCGCGACUCGACGCAAGGGUCAAACUGGCAUUGUUUCACCUGAACCAGUUGACCGCAAGAGCAUCAACGAAGAGGGCGGGCGGACCCUCAUCCUAGUCGUCCGACUGGCGUUUGAGCAUGCGACGGAUAGGGCUGCUUGGAGAAAGAUGGAGGCUGCCCCUGCUGCAAGGACCUCAGAUGACAGGAUGAAAAAAUCUCUUAACGAGCACAAGGGCUCAGAGGAAGCUGCCGCGCAUGCGUCCUACGCUGCACAGAAGGUGACGCGCCUUGGUCUCGGUCUCACAAUGUUCCUUGGCGAGCUGUUCAGGCUGCAGGCAAUCACGGAGUGUAUUAUACACGAGCGUGCAAAUAAGCUGUCGUGCGACGUCAAGCACCUGGGGAAGAGGAGCUUGAGAGUUUAUGCCAGCUAUUGCAGAUAG
Suillus subalutaceus is the source of this 522-nucleotide messenger RNA. RefSeq lists its product as uncharacterized. NCBI's taxonomy places the organism in Eukaryota, Fungi, Basidiomycota, Agaricomycetes, Boletales, Suillaceae. The transcript is spliced from 3 exons. The coding region runs from base 1 to 522 and encodes 173 amino acids. The record is from RefSeq and is a predicted model, not a curated record.